Gastrolobium bilobum is the source of this 2027-nucleotide messenger RNA. RefSeq lists its product as uncharacterized. The record is from RefSeq and is a predicted model, not a curated record. The coding region runs from base 534 to 1679 and encodes 381 amino acids. The transcript has 4 exons. Gene Ontology annotation, molecular function: zinc ion binding. NCBI's taxonomy places the organism in Eukaryota, Viridiplantae, Streptophyta, Magnoliopsida, Fabales, Fabaceae.
GAUUUAUAUGAUGUUUGCACGGAAAAGGAUAGGAGUAGUAGGUACGUACGUGUAAUAGGUACGUACGUGUAAUGUGUGUUGUGUACUUGUGUUGUGUGUGUAUAGGUGAAGAUGCGAAAGGGAAGAAAAGAAAGAGUGUAGUAAGUAAAUGAGUAAUUAAGUAAACAACACUAAACAAAAACGGUAGCAAUAGCAAUAUAGCAUUGAUUGAUUGAUUAUUAGUGAGCAGUAAUCACUGAUGCGCACGAAACCUUCUCAAUUCUGCUGCUCCGUCUUCACGCCUUUCUCUGUUAUACAAGAACUGGAUCUGCAGCAUUCAAAUUAUGUAUUCUCGUGGAAAAUAUAUACAUCCGUCCAUAGUUUUUUUUUUUGCUAAAGGCCUCUAGUUCCCCUUACCAUUGAAGCAAAAGCAUCUUUUCUCUGCGCUUGGUUGUUUUUUGUUGGAAUGGUGGUGUUUGGUCUCUUUUUUAUGGUAAUUCUCAACAGAGAAGAUAGCUUUGUGAGCUCAAUUAAGUGAAUCUUGUUGAAACAGAAUGGGCCAAAAAUCUGAAGGCUCAAAUUGUAAGUUUGAAUCUAAUGACAGAACUGAUCAGAUGGGCAGAGAAAACGUGUCAGCAAUGACAAAGGAAGAAGUCAGUGAUGAUGGUUCCUCAAGUGUUGGGAUGGGGGAUUUAGAUUCUCACUCGCGAAUUAGUCUGGAGAAGGAGACAGGCUUGGCAAGUUGUCGUGUGUGCCAGUGUGCUGAAUCUGAUAAAAGGGGAGAUGCCGUGCUAGAAUUUUUGGGCAUCGCCCCAGUUAUAGAAAUGUGUAAAAUCAAGGGGGAAGUAAGGUCUGAUGACAAGGAAAUUCCAAAAUAUAUGUCUCUUAACAGCAAUAUUGAAAACAAAACUGGGAUGGUGGAAUUUGUAAGCCCUGAUGGGGAGGUUUUCAUUUGUAAAAAUGAUUUGGAAAUUGGUUUGUCUCAUCGGGAUACAUUAGUGGAACUUGGUUGUUGUUGUAAAAAUGACCUUGCUUUAGUGCAUUAUGCUUGUGCACUCAAGUGGUUUGUUAACCAUGGAUCUACCAUUUGUGAAAUAUGUGGACAUAUAGCAAAUAAUAUCAGAAUUUCUGACUUCAAUAAGGUUGUUGGUUCUUUGAAGGAGUAUGCAGCAUUGAGGGAAAGAACUGCCAGUGGGGAUCCCAGUCCUGCACAAGUUCAUGCAAAUACUGGUGUGGAUCCUGAUGCUGUGGCUGCUAUCCGUAGGCAACGGCUAAGUGAGAUUGCACUAUGGUUUUGUCCUCAUAAUAGUAGUAACAAUAACAACAAUAGCAAUGUGGACCCAGUAUCGCAGGUUUUUUCGGAGCAGCCUAUGAAUAUUGUUAUAGAAGAUGCUGGACCUAUGCAGAAUCCUGCAACGAAAUGGGCCGUGGAAGGCACAGGGAUCCUGCUUGCUACAGGGCUUCUUACCAUCACCCUUGCAUGGCUUAUAGCUCCUCGAGUUGGAAAGAAAACUGCAAAAAGUGGUCUUCAUAUCCUACUUGGAGGUGUUUGUGCUUUAACAGUGGUGGUUUUCUUCCGCUUUUUUGUGCUUACCAGAAUCAAGUAUGGACCUGCACGUUAUUGGGCAAUCUUGUUCGUUUUCUGGUUUCUUGUAUUUGGAAUAUGGGCUUCACGGACACACGGUGCCCAUACAACGUGAUCCCUUAGUACAGCGCUUUACCAUCUUUCUGAAGUCCUUUCUCCCUCCCAUCUUUGUUAAGUCCUUGCCAUCUUGAUUAUUGAGAUUUUUAUUUUAUUAGAUAUUCAUUAUUAUACCAGUAAUGAGUCUAUUUGGUAGAUUCUUAAACUUGUUCAAUUCAAAAUAACAAAUAUGUUGUAUGCAAGCUAGAUUUUUGAACGCUAGUUUUAAUCUUUUUUCAGUUCUUAUAUAUGUAUGUGUAUAUUUAAACGGGUGAACGUGUGUAAUCCUAUGCUCCGUUAUGUACUUGGUCAUGAAAAAUAUCCGAACUUCAGAAAUUGCGAACUAUUGGUUCAAUAAAUAAUAAUG